CCCAUAUGUUUUCACACUUCACACUGCACAGCCGCCUCUCUCUCUUUCUCUCUCUCUCUCUCUCUCUCACGCAACCACACCACACAGGCGCAGUGGCGCACACCCUCGCAGGUCGUAGGCGGCAACACUACUUCACUCUUCGCCAUUCACACACCCUAGGCAGCGGAUUCUUUCCCGUUCGCAAACCCCCAGCAGCGAACUUCGGCAGCGGCAGCAGCAGUGAACUUCGGCAGCGACAGCGGCAGCGAACUUCAACAGCGGCGCUAACGAGCCGAACACGAGCUAGCUCGAUUAACUGACGAGCCGAUCACGAGCCGGAGUUUUCGAGCUCGAGCCGAAUACGAGCCGACUUUGAAGACGUUUGAGCCGAGCUCGACUGAGCUCGCUCGUUUACAGCCCUACUGUAGUGUUGGAGGUGGGUUAACUUCUCUCCAGGUCCAAGCUCUGCCCGAAGCCCAUUAAUAUAAUAAUUUAGGCGGGCCCGAUCCGAGGUCGGCCCAGCAAUCGGAAGGGAAGGGAAAAACUAAAAGAGGGAGAGGGCCUCUCUGUUCGUGUCCCUUCCUCGUAUUCUAUUCCUAUUCGAGCUAGCAGGUGUCGCCCGAUCUCCGCCGCCGCCGCCGGCGCCGCCGAAAAAUGGAGGAAGUGUGCGAGGGGAAGGACUUGUCGUUCCCGCGGGAGGAGGAGAGGAUCCUGAAGCUGUGGGAGGAGAUGGAGGCCUUCAAGACGCAGCUGAGGCGCACGGAGGGCAUGCCGGAGUACAUCUUCUACGACGGGCCGCCGUUCGCGACGGGGCUCCCCCACUACGGGCACAUCCUGGCCGGCACCAUCAAGGACGUCGUCACCCGCUACCAGUCCAUGAACGGCCGCCACGUCACCCGCCGGUUCGGCUGGGACUGCCACGGCCUCCCCGUCGAGUUCGAGAUCGACAACGCCUGCGGCAUCCGCACCCGCCAGGACGUCCUCGACAUGGGCAUCGCCGUCUACAACGACAAGUGCCGCGGCAUCGUCACCAAGUACGUGGCCGAGUGGGAGCAGAUCGUCACCAGGACCGGCCGCUGGAUCGACUUCAAGGACGACUACAAGACCAUGGACCUCCGCUACAUGGAAAGCGUCUGGUGGGUCUUCGCUCAGCUCUACGAUAAGGGUCUCGUCUACCGCGGCUUCAAGGUCAUGCCUUACAGCACCGGCUGCAAGACGCCGCUCUCCAAUUUCGAGGCAGGCCUCAACUACAAGGAUGUGCCGGACCCUGCAAUCAUGGUUUCGUUCCCAAUAGUCGGCGAUCGAGAUAAUGCAGCUCUCGUGGCGUGGACUACAACACCCUGGACGCUUCCUAGUAACCUCGCGCUCUGCGUCAAUGCCAAUCUUGUCUAUGUGAAGGUUCGGGACAAGUUGUCCGGGGCAACUUAUAUUGUUGCGGAAUCUAGGUUAUCUCAAUUACCUAGUAAGAAAUCAAAACCAGAUGGGCUAGUUGCUUCCACACAAAAGUCGGCACCCUCAAACCCCAAGGGAACUACUGAUGGGAAAGCUGAGGGUAGGCAAGAUGGUGGAUCUUAUGAAUUGCUGGAAAAGAUAUCCGGAAGUACCUUGGUAGGCUUGAAAUAUACGCCAUUAUUUGAUUAUUUUUUGGAGCUCUCAAGCACUGCAUUUAAGGUGGUCGCAGACAAUUAUGUCACAGAUGAUAGUGGAACUGGUGUUGUCCAUUGUGCUCCAGCUUUUGGUGAAGAUGACUAUCGUGUUUGUGUUGCUGCGGGUAUAAUCCAAAAGGAUGUUGACCUUAUUGUAGCUGUUGAUGCUGAUGGUUGCUUUACGGAGAAGAUUUCUGACUUCCAUGGCUGCUAUGUAAAGGAUGCCGAUAAGGAUAUCAUCAAUACUGUUAAGGGGAAAGGAAGACUUGUAAGUAUUGGAAGUAUCAUGCAUUCUUAUCCAUUUUGUUGGAGGUCCGACACUCCUCUUCUUUAUAGGGCAGUCCCAAGUUGGUUUGUUGCUGUUGAAGAGAUCAAAGAUAAGUUGCUAGAAUGCAACAAACAGACUUACUGGGUUCCUGAAUAUGUUAAGGAAAAACGAUUUCAUAAUUGGCUGGAAAAUGCUAGAGACUGGGCUGUUAGCCGAAGUAGAUUUUGGGGUACUCCUCUUCCUGUUUGGAUUAGCGAGGAUGGUGAGGAGAAAGUUGUUAUUGAUUCGAUCAGUAAACUUGAAAAUUUAUCUGGUGAAAAGGUUACUGAUCUGCACCGUCACAAUAUUGAUCACAUCACAAUUCCCUCUGGCCGUGGAUCAGAAUAUGGAGUACUACGACGUGUUGAGGAUGUAUUUGAUUGCUGGUUUGAAAGCGGGUCAAUGCCCUAUGCAUAUAUUCAUUACCCAUUCGAGAAUGUUGAACUCUUUGAAAAGAACUUUCCUGGCUAUUUUGUAGCGGAGGGUCUUGAUCAGACUCGUGGAUGGUUCUAUACUCUCAUGGUCCUUUCAACAGCAUUAUUUGGAAAACCUGCAUUUCAAAAUCUUAUUUGCAAUGGUCUUGUAUUGGCUGAGGAUGGGAAGAAAAUGAGCAAGAGGUUGAAAAAUUAUCCUUCACCUAUGGAAGUCAUAAGUGAUUAUGGAGCGGAUGCAUUGAGAUUGUACCUCAUCAAUUCACCUGUGGUACGCGCAGAGCCCUUGCGUUUUAAAAAGGAUGGUGUAUAUGGUGUUGUGAAAGAUGUCUUCCUUCCUUGGUACAACGCAUAUAGGUUUCUCGUUCAAAAUGCGAAGAGACUCGAAAUUGAGGGUUCUGCACCAUUUUCUCCUUUAGAUCGUACCAACCUUGAAACAUCUUCAAAUGUGCUUGAUCAAUGGAUCAACUCUGCUACUGAAAGCCUUGUUAGCUUUGUCUGCCAAGAGAUGAAUGCAUACCGGCUAUACACGGUUGUGCCCUAUCUUCUAAAGUAUAUUGACAAUCUUACAAAUAUAUAUGUGCGCUUUAAUCGCAAAAGGCUUAAAGGGCGUACUGGAGAAGAUGACUGCAGGAUUUCACUUUCAACUCUUUACCAUGUGCUUUUAACCACUUGUGUAGCAAUGGCCCCAUUUACACCAUUCUUUACCGAAGUUCUUUAUCAAAAUUUGCGGAAAGUGUCGGCCAGAUCCCCAGAGAGCAUUCAUUAUUGUAGUUUCCCUCAAACAAGUGGGAAGAGAGAUGAGAGAAUUGAGCGAAGUGUUGCUAGGAUGAUGACGGUAAUUGAUCUUGCGCGCAACAUAAGGGAGCGACAUAAUAAGCCUCUCAAAGCCCCACUUAAGGAGAUGGUUGUGGUGCAUCCGGACAAUGGUUUUCUUGAAGACAUCGCAGGCAAACUUAGAGAGUAUGUUAUGGAGGAGAUCAACAUAAAAUCAGUGGUCCCAUGCAAUGAUCUGUUAAAGUACGCUUCUUUACGUGCAGAGCCAGAUUUCAGUGUAUUAGGUAAAAGAUUAGGGAAAGACAUGGGAACUGUUGCAAAGACGAUCAAGGGUAUGUCACAGGAUGACAUUCUAGCAUUUGAAAAAUCUGGAGAAGUUACCGUUUCUGGGCAUUGCUUGAAGCUGACAGAUAUUAAGGUAGUACGGGAGUUCAAACGUCCUGCCAAUGUCAAGGAGAAAGAAAUUGAUGCCGCAGGAGAUGGUGAUGUUCUGGUAAUACUAGAUUUGCGAGCUGAUGAAUCCUUGUUCGAAGCGGGAGUUGCUCGUGAGGUUGUCAAUAGAAUCCAGAAGUUACGCAAGAAAGCUGGACUGGAACCCACCGAUCUUGUAGAGGUUUAUUACAAAUCUCUGGAUAGUGACCAAGCAGUUUUAGAAAACAUUUUGCGUUCCCAAGAUCAAUACAUCAGGGAAGCUCUAGGUUCUCCACUGCUCCAACAAACAUUGGCACCACCCGAUGCUGUUGUCUUCUGUCAGGAGGAGUUCCGCGGAGUGUGUGGCAUGUCAUUUGCCAUCUCUAUAGCAAAGCCUACUGUGGUGUUGAGUGAUGCUCUUGCUCCCCUAUUUUCAGAAAAUACGAAGCAUGUUGAGGCAUUUCAGAUAUAUCUCUCUUCGAGGGACCUUUCCAACUUGAAGUCGGAGUUUCUAGUUGGCAAUGGCAAGGUUAAAUUAGACUGCUUUGAGGAUUAUCCCGUAGUCGAAUUGGAGCUGGGAAAGCACGUGUUUCUGAGCGUCGGGGACUACUACCUGGCCUCAUCACAUCGAGUCUGACUCGAGGCAACGGCUAUUCGAAAUGUGAUUUAUAAUCUGAGGAAGGAAAAGUAGGCACUAUCAAGAGCAGCAGUGUGGAAUCAUUCUUUCUUGAAUUCACUUGCUUUACAAAGAGAUAGUUGAGGCUUUUGUUUUCGACUGUCUCCGCAAUUGCUACUGCUUCUAGCUGACAGUUUUGAUUGUAUCUCCAUUUUUGGUUCUGUUUGUAUCGUAAGUUUUAGAACAGAAACUUUCAUGCGCCAUUACACUGUUCUUUGAUGUUUUGCCUGAUUUCCUAUUGCCCGAUCGAUCAUAAGGUACUAUUAUUAUUAUUA
This is a messenger RNA of Ananas comosus (pineapple), 4502 nucleotides long. RefSeq names its product isoleucine--tRNA ligase, cytoplasmic. Gene Ontology annotation, biological process: isoleucyl-tRNA aminoacylation. The transcript has 26 exons. Lineage: Eukaryota; Viridiplantae; Streptophyta; Magnoliopsida; Poales; Bromeliaceae. The record is from RefSeq and is a predicted model, not a curated record. The coding region runs from base 634 to 4188 and encodes 1184 amino acids. Gene Ontology annotation, molecular function: tRNA binding; isoleucine-tRNA ligase activity; ATP binding.